AUGGAUGAGGGAAGAACGCUCACAAGCGAGUUCCUAGGACAACUGCAGCGCAACCGUGAUAGUAAUCGCCCACAAUUUGAGUUCAUAACUGUCUCUGGAACAAACUUGCGUGGCGACACCGAAACUCGAAGGCGUGUGAGAAGCCGAGCGCAAUCUGACUAUCGUCGGCGCAAUCCGCCUCCACCGCGAAAUGCUUUGACUGUUGACCUUGACGUUGGAUCGUGGCUUCAAGCUUUAUCGCGGGAUGCAGCUUUGAGGCCACAACGUGGUGACCCAAUACCAUUGGAUUUGCGGUUUGCAUCGCCACAGGCCAACGAAAUGAUGCAAAUUAACCCAGAGGGACUCCGUCCCAUAGAUGGAAGAGAGGGUGCUGGAAUUUUUCUACUGGUGCCUCCGGAUCAGCGGCCGCGUGCUCGCGAGUUAUGGAAUCAUUUGUACGGCGGAGGCUGCGUCAUCUUCAAAUCUAUGAUCGAGAUUGGCUUUCUCGAUAUUCUACAAGGAUGCGCAUCGCUUACACAGAUGCUGUCGUCUUCAGCCUGGCACAGGAAACAUGUGGGGACUGGGGACCACGAGAGCAGCAUAGAUUAUGCGAAAUACUCUCUCAUGGCCACGAGAGCACUACGACGACGGUUGGAUGAUCCUGCCCAACGAGCUAAUCUCGAAACCAUCAUAGCAAUCCUGACAUUUGCGGCAUUCGCAAAUUUGACGUCCAACCCGCAUCUCAUCAACGUGCACCUUGACGGACUCUCUCACGCUAUCAGUGGUGUUGGUGGCCUAACAGCGCUCCAGCAGUUGCCAGUUAUUUGGAUGAUGAUGUAUUGGAUCGAUAUACGCGGUAGCUAUCUCCAAGAUGUGAAGCCACGUUAUCCUCAGCCAUAUGAUAUAUUAUCAGCCGAGAGCAAACUCCGAAUUUCUCCUAUGCCGGUAGCGAGCUCCCCCGAUACCAACGGCACACUAACCCAGGAUCCGGCGGUUAUCCAUAUAUUUGAUGCGAUACAGCAGGUCAAUUCUAUUAUAAAUUCCGAAGCAAACGUACUAGGUGAAGCGUUUUGGCGAACUGUCCUUUUCCCUGGCUUUCACUUGGCCCCGAUUCUUCAUGAUCUUUUAUCAUUGCCUCGAGACGCAGGCAGUUUAACUACCCAAUUCUCAAAACGAAGAGAGUGCUUUCGGUUGGCCGGUAUCCUUUACAUUAGUGAAGUUCGGGCAAAAUUUGGAAUGGACAAUACUGGGGCCACGUCAUACGCGUAUAAGUUAUUAUCGGCGUUGAAGGGUCGCGAUAUGCUGGUCUCAUGGGGAUUCGACAACCACUUCUUGCUUUGGAGCCUUACUAUUGGAUCAGUCUCGCUAUGCGUGCCUGAGGCUCUGCGUCUUGAGUUCAUGGAAAUUUUGUCAGAAUACCCAUCUAUUGUUGGAAUUGCUUCUCUUCGCGAUGCAAUACCACCGGAGUCUCGAAUGUUCUUAUGA
Molecule: messenger RNA, 1464 nt
Organism: Trichoderma virens Gv29-8
Lineage: Eukaryota; Fungi; Ascomycota; Sordariomycetes; Hypocreales; Hypocreaceae
Exons: 5
Coding region: 1-1464 (487 amino acids)
Source: RefSeq, a predicted model, not a curated record